CCCAGUGACUUGACCCCAGAGGAGUGCCAGGAGCUGGAGAACAUACGCCGCCGCAAGCAGGAGCUGCUGGCUGACAUACAGCGGCUGAAAGAUGAGAUAGCAGAAGUGACGAACGAGAUCGAGAACCUGGGGUCCACGGAGGAGAGGAAGAAUAUGCAGAGGAACAAGCAGGUGGCCAUGGGCAGGAAGAAGUUCAACAUGGAUCCCAAGAAGGGCAUCCAGUUCCUGAUCGAAAACGACCUGCUGAAGAACACGUGUGAGGAUAUCGCUCAGUUCCUUUACAAGGGAGAGGGCCUCAACAAGACAGCCAUCGGUGACUACCUGGGCGAGAGGGACGAGUUCAACAUCCAAGUCCUGCAUGCCUUCGUGGAGCUGCAUGAGUUCACUGACCUCAACCUCGUGCAGGCUUUGCGGCAGUUCCUGUGGAGCUUCCGGCUGCCCGGGGAGGCGCAGAAGAUCGACCGGAUGAUGGAGGCCUUUGCCCAGCGGUACUGCCAGUGCAACCCUGGCGUCUUCCAGUCCACAGACACCUGCUACGUGCUCUCCUUCGCUAUCAUCAUGCUGAACACCAGCCUGCACAACCCCAACGUCAAGGACAAACCCACAGCGGAGCGCUUCAUCGCCAUGAACCGUGGCAUCAACGAUGGGGGGGACCUACCCGAGGAGCUGCUCCGGAAUCUCUAUGAGAGCAUCAAGAACGAACCCUUCAAAAUCCCUGAGGAUGAUGGCAAUGACCUCACCCACACCUUCUUCAACCCUGACCGGGAGGGCUGGCUCCUGAAGCUAGGAGGCAGGGUGAAGACGUGGAAGCGACGUUGGUUCAUCCUGACCGACAACUGCCUUUACUACUUCGAGUACACGACGGAUAAAGAGCCCCGUGGCAUCAUCCCCCUGGAGAACCUGAGCAUCCGCGAGGUGGAGGACUCGAAGAAGCCCAACUGCUUUGAGCUGUACAUCCCUGACAACAAGGACCAGGUGAUCAAGGCCUGCAAGACGGAGGCGGAUGGGCGGGUGGUGGAGGGGAACCACACGGUGUACCGCAUCUCCGCCCCCACGCCUGAGGAGAAGGAGGAGUGGAUCAAGUGCAUCAAGGCAGCAAUCAGCCGGGACCCUUUCUACGAGAUGCUGGCUGCCAGGAAGAAGAAGGUGUCCUCCACCAAAAGACACUAGCAGCCUCCACUGGCCCUGCGAGGCUGGCAUGCCCCUGGCAGCCUGAGCGUCUCCCCUCCCCAGAGGGCUGCAGGGCUGGGGCCACGCUGCAGCCUGAUCCUCGGGGCCCAGGACCUAGCUUCAGCUUCGCAGUUUCUUUACCAUGGGGCGAGGAAGGGGGCACAGGCGUCUUGGUGGCUCCGCGCCCGCCCCAGCCCCCAUCACUGCCUCAUCUCCAGGACAGCAUCUUCACAGGCUGGAGCUGGGACAGCAACACCCCUGCACGCAGGGAGCCCCGUCCUGUCCCAGGCUCAGCUGCAGGAGGGGGAGUGCUGUGUGCGAGUACCGUCCUCCCCUUCUGCCUCAGCCAGCCAGGGCUGGGCAGUGGGGCGCCAUGGACGCCCUCCCUGCUCCCGAUCCCCCCA
Molecule: messenger RNA, 1574 nt
Organism: Aptenodytes forsteri (emperor penguin)
Lineage: Eukaryota; Metazoa; Chordata; Aves; Sphenisciformes; Spheniscidae
Gene: CYTH1
Product: cytohesin 1
Exons: 12
Coding region: 154-1170 (338 amino acids)
Biological process (GO): regulation of ARF protein signal transduction
Molecular function (GO): guanyl-nucleotide exchange factor activity
Source: RefSeq, a predicted model, not a curated record